Messenger RNA from Phaedon cochleariae (mustard beetle), 2712 nucleotides. NCBI's taxonomy places the organism in Eukaryota, Metazoa, Arthropoda, Insecta, Coleoptera, Chrysomelidae. The record is from the annotation of a GenBank genome assembly.
AUGUGUGAUGAUUCACGUUCACUUCUGGGAACCAGCAUCCAGUUUCCCACUACAAGACAUUUUCCUCAUAAGAUCAAUAAAAAGACAAGCUGGAUUUUGAAGCAGUCCACUCUAAAGAAGAGUGUAUUUGCUAUCAUAGUAUUCACAAUGAUAUUAAUAAUAAUAUAUUCUAGGCAAACUCAAUCACCCUACUUGACCACGUUCAUACAAAAAUCCACCAGGCCAGAGCCGAACAUCAGAUGUGGAGUCAUUAACGGCCCUAGAAUACUCCAAAAUCAUGAUCACAAAACGGAUGCAAGACUGCGUAGUUAUCCCAAAGUUCUAGUUUUCGUAGAAACAACGUAUUCCAAACUUGGAAGAGACAUUGCUGAACUUCUGGUGCAUACAAGAAUAAAGUACAAAAUUGAGGUUACUGGUAAAAGUGUUCCGGUGCUGACUAACUUAGACAAAGGACGUUAUGGUGUAAUAGUAUUCGAAAAUUUCAACAAAUAUCUCCAGAUGGAUAACUGGAACAGGGAGUUGUUGGAUAAAUAUUGUCGAGAAUAUUCCGUGGGUAUUAUAGGUUUCAUCCUGCCUGAAGAAGAGACCUACGUUGGCACCCAACUCAAAGGGUUCCCUAUAUUUAUUCAUAACAAUUUGAGAUUGAAGGAUGCAGCUUUGAAUGCAGCUUCUCAAGUUUUGAGGUUAACAAGAGCUGGAGAGACAGCUUGGGGUGAGCUGCCGGGAAACGAUUGGACAAUUUUUCAAGCCAAUCAUUCGACUUAUGAACCUCUGGAGUGGGCAAUCAGGAAUGACCAUUUCCAACUGAAUGACAGUGGUGCCAAAACUCCCCUACCGACCGUCAUCCAAGACCACGGCCUCUACGACAACAUACAGAGGGUGAUAUUCGGGUCGGGCCUUAGGUUCUGGCUGCACCGCUUGUUGUUCCUCGACAGCCUGAGCUACCUCAGCCACGGUCAGCUCAGUCUGUCGCUGGACCGGAAGUUCCUGGUCGAUAUCGACGACAUUUUCGUGGGGGAAGUGGGGACUCGGAUCAGGGCCGACGACGUGAGGGCUCUGAUCAAUACGCAGGAGAGGCUGGCUAGUAUGGUGCCAGGAUUCAAAUUCAAUUUAGGCUUUUCUGGAAAAUAUUUCCAUCAUGGCAAUAAUGAGGAAGACAAAGGCGACGACUUGAUUUUGGAGAAUAUCGAAAAAUUCACGUGGUUCUCGCACAUGUGGAACCAUCAGCAACCACACUUGUACGAUAAUCUGACUUUAUUGAUGGAGGAUAUGAUGCUUAAUAAAAAUUUCGCUAAAGAUAAAGGGAUCCCCGUCGAUUCGGGGUACUCUGUCUCCCCCCACCACUCGGGCGUCUACCCCGUCCACAAGCUGCUCUACACGGCAUGGAAGAAGGUGUGGAACGUGCGCGUCACCUCCACGGAGGAGUACCCCCACCUACGGCCGGCCCGGCUGAGGCGCGGCUUCAUCCACAGGAACGUGAUGGUGCUGCCGCGGCAGACGUGCGGGCUGUUCACGCACACGAUGUUCAUCGAGCGGUACCCGGGCGGCAGAGAGAAGCUGGACGAGGCUAUCAGGGGCGGCGAGCUGUUCCAGACGAUCGUCUACAAUCCGAUCAACAUAUUCAUGACUCACAUGUCUAACUACGGCAACGACAGAUUGGGACUGUAUACCUUCGAAUCCGUAAUCAAAUUCAUCCAAUGCUGGACAAACAUCAAACUGUCUUCGGCUCCGCCACUGCAGCUUGCCGAGAACUACUUCAAACUCUAUCCCGGCGAAGCCGAUCCAGUAUGGGGAAACCCUUGUGAUGAUGUGAGACAUCAGAAGAUCUGGUCUAGGAACAAGUCGUGCGAUUCUCUACCGAAAUACUUGGUGAUAGGGCCUCAAAAGACCGGCACCACCGCUUUGUAUUCGUUUCUGUCUCUCCACCCUGCCAUCAGCAGUAACUUACCUAGUCCGACUACUUUUGAAGAGAUCCAAUUCUUCAACGCCCACAACUAUCUCAGAGGAUUGGAUUGGUAUAUGGAUUUUUUUCCGACGGACACGAAUUCUUCGGCAAAAUACUAUUUCGAAAAGAGCGCUACGUAUUUCGAUGGCGAAUUGGUGCCCAAAAGGGUACACGCCCUAUUGCCUCACGCCAAGCUCAUAACGAUAUUGAUAUCGCCCGCCAGAAGGGCCUACAGCUGGUACCAACAUACGAAGGCCCAUGGUGAUGUCAUCGCUAACAAUUACAGUUUCCAUCAGGUGAUAACGGCUACGGAUACCGCUCCGAAAGUGCUCAGAGAUUUGAGAAAUAGAUGUCUUAAUCCAGGAAAAUAUUCGCAGCACUUAGAGCGAUGGAUGACAUAUUUUUCCCCGCAAUCUAUGCAUAUUAUCGAUGGUGAAGAACUAAAAAAUAAUCCGUUCGAGGUUAUGAACGAAUUGCAGAAAUUUUUGAAAAUAGUGCCAGUUUUCAAUUAUACGGAGCAUCUCAGAUUUGAUCCGAAGAAAGGGUUUUUUUGUCAGAUAGUGAAGGGCGACCACACAAAAUGUUUGGGUCGCAGCAAGGGUAGACAGUACCCCCCAAUGGAAGAAAAAUCGCUGAAGUACCUGCAGAGGUACUACCUGAGCCAUAACACAGCUCUGGUGAAGCUGUUUAAAAAAAACGGGAUGCGGGUCAUUCCUAAUUGGCUGAAAGAUGAUUUGUCUGACAAAACAGACAAGGACAAUUAUUGA